CACUCGCCGCUCGCCACUCUCCCAACAUUCACGCGUUCCUCUGCAGUGCCCGCAUACGGUUCUGCAAAGACAGAGUUUGCAAACCGGAGCCUCUUCUUGCGUCAAACGGAACAGCAUAUGUUCUAAUUUCUAAAUACUAAGUCACCAAUAACAACGCCAUCAACAUGACUCCUAAAAUUGGAAAUUAAACAGUCAGUCCGUAAUGGUCCAAGCCCAAGCCUCUCCAAGCCGAGCCGAGUGGGCUCCCCAAUUCCCGACGCAAGUUAACCAUGCCAACGUAACCUCCACGCGCUUUCGCCCCCGGCGACCUCACCGUACCUUCCUACACAUGCGGCUCACGCGUCUGUCAACAGCCGGCGCAUCAUCGCCGCUCAUGUUCUCCCUCACACCGACGCAACUUCUUCUCCUUGUUCCGUAUUUGCCCCUAAAACCCAUCCCUAUCUACCACAAACCCAAACCCACAACCACAUCUCUACAUCUAUCUCUGUUUCACCGACCCACCUCCAUCAACGACGAUGGGUGACCUCACCGAUUCUCUCCCCCCCUCCACCGCCCCUCAGCGUUCAGCCCCCUUUCGCGAGGAUUGCUGGAGCGAGGACGCCACUUCCACUCUUGUCGACGCCUGGGGCCGCCGUUACAUAGAACUCAAUCGCGGUAACCUCCGUCAGAAGGACUGGCAGGAGGUGGCUGAUGCCGUUAACGCACGUCAUGGCCAUGUGAAGAAGGCUCGCCGGACGGAUGUUCAAUGCAAGAACCGUAUCGACACCAUUAAGAAAAAGUACAAGAUCGAGAAAGCUAGGGUUACCACUUCCAAUGGAGCCCUAACCAGUUCCUGGCCUUUCUUUUCCCGCUUGGAUGCCCUAAUCGGACCCACCUUGUCCGCAAAGAAGCCUUCCUCGGCUUCUCCGCCAUUAGCCCUUCCUUUGCCCUACUGGAAGACGCCUUCUCCGGCAGCCCCAUCGGCGUCCGUUGGGGCUCUGCCGCAGAAACGCCCGAUGCCGGCUGUUGAUGAUUCGUAUUUUCGCCGCAACUAUUCGGCCGUUGCAGCGGCGGCAGCGGCAGAGGCAGUGGACGAGGACGAGGACGAGGAAGAGGAGGAAGAAGAGUCGAGGUGGAGCGCUGAGCGCAGCGGGGACGUAGAUGGGAUGAGGCAGUUGGCGCGGGCAAUAGAGAGGUUUGGGGAAAUAUAUGAGAAAGUGGAGGCAGAGAAGCAGAAGCAGAUGUUUGAAUUGGAGAAGCAGCGAAUGCAGUUUGCGAAGGAUGUGGAGUUUCAGAGGAUGAAGAUGUUCAUGGACACCCAGGUUCAGCUUGAGAAGAUCAAGCGAGCCAAGAGGUCGGGUUUGAAUGGAUUCUUCUCACUUAAUGGAGAUGGAGUUCGAAGGACUUCAAGGUUAUCUAUUGAAUGCUUAGGUUGAUCCGAGGAUGAGCAUUUGAGGAAAGUUCUUGUUAGACUUGCAAUUCAUGGAAAUAGUUUUUUUUUUCCUCUCCGUGUUUUAGUCCCAGAGGCAGUUUUGCUGCAGUUUUCUAUUUAAUUUGGCAUUUAUCUAGAUGCUUAAUGGAGUUCAUCAAGAUCUGGUUUGCAUUCUUUGGUGUUGAAGACCAGGCAUAUAGGAGGCUGGUUCCAUUGCCUGUAUUUGGUGCUUAUCACUAAUGUAAAAGUUUUGCUAAUCUGUUGGUCCUCUAUCCAGAUUCUGAAGCUGUGAACAACUUCAGUCUUCUCUACAAUUCUGGAGGCCUUACUCCUUGGUGGCUUCAUAAGCUGUGAAUAAAGGCAUGUAAUAUGGUACUAGUAACUCAUGAUCGAUUCAGCUUGGUGUUAGGCUCAAGAAAGCUGCCUAAGAAUUGUAAUCUUGCCGUUUCUGAUAUAGUUUGGGUUGCUGCAUGUUCAAUUUUCUCUAUCCUUCUUUAUACAUAUCUUUCCAUUUCCAUAUGCUGGCAGAGGUUGACAAACUUAAUAAGCCCUACAGUGGGUUCAUAAGCUUAAUUUUUUGUUUGUUAGAUAAAAUUUGGAUGAUAUUUGCCCAAUUUCAGGGGAGAUUGGAGACAUGAUUACUGCAGUUUUUUUUUUUUUUGUUUCAAAUCCCUUUUCAUCAAGUGAAUUAGAAUUAUACCUCUAGAAUAUAUGGUUGUUAUCUGUUCUAGAAGCGAUUAAAACUAUUAUAAAUAGAACUAAAUAGAUGGACCACUGAAUGUGGUUGUGAGCACUGUCAUUUUUUUUUUGGCUACAUUUACAGUUGGCUUGCAUUGCUGAAAACCAGUUUGCCUUCAGAAUUGAUGUUUUAGAACAGAUUUGUUGUUCCUUUUUACAGACAUUUAUAGCUAGCCCUGUGGAAGAAAAGCUUGCGAAUAUCAACUGGAUUUUCAUAUUUAUCCCUACAAAGUACAUAGAGGUGCUGCUGAGUUUGUGAGAUGGGAAAUAUGGUAACAGUGAUAGUGCUCACAUCAGCAAAUCAGCGGCGGACAAGGUUGUUAGUAUUCUACUGAAUCAUAUACAUUCCUUUGUUCUUGCCUUUACUCUUUUUUUUUUUUCCUUUUUACUUGUUAUUUAUAAUGAGCAGUUCCCUUUGUUAACUCGUUGCCAUACUCAGAGUGAUGCCUGAGGUUGGUCUAAUUGUCCUUGAUUUUUAAUGUUAAUACCCUCUUAAUUUGGAA
This is a messenger RNA of Vitis vinifera (wine grape), 2652 nucleotides long. RefSeq names its product trihelix transcription factor ENAP1. Gene Ontology annotation, cellular component: nucleus. The record is from RefSeq and is a predicted model, not a curated record. The transcript has 2 exons. Gene Ontology annotation, molecular function: transcription cis-regulatory region binding. NCBI's taxonomy places the organism in Eukaryota, Viridiplantae, Streptophyta, Magnoliopsida, Vitales, Vitaceae. The coding region runs from base 516 to 1415 and encodes 299 amino acids.